Messenger RNA from Enhydra lutris kenyoni (northern sea otter), 2871 nucleotides. Its product is annotated as monoacylglycerol O-acyltransferase 1. Gene Ontology annotation, molecular function: diacylglycerol O-acyltransferase activity. Bases 109 to 1116 code for a protein of 335 amino acids. The record is from RefSeq and is a predicted model, not a curated record. Lineage: Eukaryota; Metazoa; Chordata; Mammalia; Carnivora; Mustelidae. Gene Ontology annotation, cellular component: endoplasmic reticulum membrane. Gene Ontology annotation, biological process: diacylglycerol biosynthetic process; triglyceride biosynthetic process. The transcript is spliced from 6 exons.
CGCCCCGGGGCGGUCCCGCGCGGGGCCGAAAUCCGGCCGCUCACUCCUCCCAGGCGCCGCGAUCAACAAGGCUCCCGCAGUCGGCGCAGUCCUGUCCCGGGCCGGAGCAUGAAGGUCGAGUUUGCGCCGCUCAACAUCCCGCUGGCGCGGCGGCUGCAGACCGCCGCGGUGCUGCAGUGGGUCCUGUCCUUCCUGCUGCUCGCACAAGUGUGCAUUGCAGUCAUCGUGAUACUGAUCGUAUACAACUAUUGGUUCCUCUAUGUCCCUUAUAUGACAUGGCUUUACUUUGACUGGAGUACCCCAGAGCAAGGGGGAAGGAGAUCCAAUUGGGUCAGAAGCUGGACCGUUUGGAGGUAUUUUAAGGACUAUUUUCCGAUUCACCUCAUCAAAACCUGGGAUUUGGAUCCAAGUCGCAACUAUAUAUUUGGGUUUCACCCCCAUGGAGUGCUUGUUGCUGGAGCCUUUGGAAAUUUUUGUACAAAUUAUUCGGACUUUGAGGAGCUGUUUCCUGGCUUCACUGCGUAUCUUCAUGUGCUCCCAUUUUGGUUCCGCUGUCCACUCUUUCGAGACUAUCUGAUGACCAGUGGGUCAGUCUCAGUUUCUAAGAAAAGUGUGUCCCAUGUGCUGAGCAAGGAGGGAGGUGGAAACAUUUCAGUCAUUGUUCUUGGGGGUGCAGAAGAAUCACUGGAUGCCCAUCCUGGAAAAUUCACUCUGUUCAUCCGCCAGCGGAAAGGAUUUGUUAAAAUUGCUUUGACCCAUGGCGCCUCCUUGGUCCCGGUGUUUUCUUUUGGAGAAAAUGAGCUAUUUAAGCAAGUUAACAACCCUGAAGGUUCAUGGCUUCGAACUGUGCAGGAGAAGCUGCAGAAGAUCAUGGGGUUUGCUUUGCCGCUGUUCCAUGCCAGAGGAAUUUUUCAAUACAAUUUUGGCCUGAUGCCCUAUAGGAAACCUAUCCACACUGUUGUUGGCCGUCCAAUCCCUGUGCCUCAGACCCUGCACCCAAGCCCAGAGCAGAUUGAGGAGUUGCAUCAGACCUAUAUGGAAGAGCUGAGGAAGCUAUUUGAGGCCCACAAAAGGAAGUAUGGCAUCUCAGAGCAUGAAACUCUCAUUUUUAGAUAACUACUCUUAGAAGGCAUACAGAGGACGAGAGAACAUCCCAUUGGAGGAUACAUCAUUUUAAAUAAGGAUUUUUUUUUCUUUCACUUUGGAAUCAAGAUUACAACUGAAAAGUAUUAUUUAUGGUGACAAAUGUUAAUGUGUAUCCGUGGGAGAUAAAAAUACAGUGGGUGACUGUAGGAGAAGGAGGGAGAGGACCAUAACCCUUUGGAUAAUCCUCAUUAGGGAAGGUUCAAGCAUUUCCCGUGUUAAGAAAGGGUUUAGGAUUAUUUGUGUGCUAAAAAAAAAAAAAAAAAAUUAAAAAAACAAUUAGACCCUUUUACCCAAAUUACAAGAAUUUAAGGUGGUGUUUUCAUGAAGUAUCACAGCUCUUGUUUAGCACAGCUGAAACACUUAGGAGACAGUGUGUAAACUAAUUUUCCAUACCGAGCUAGAGGAGAUCAUUUCUUUCUUUUUUUUUUUCCUGCUUGAACAGAGAAUUUUUUGGGUGAAUAACAUUACUUUUCAGAGUUAGAUAACUUGAUCCUUUAGGUCAUCUCACCCAACACCUUUUCAUACAAUAGUGCAGAAUUUCCGUACAGGUUUUGAAACAGGAUAAAUCUACCAUCUGGAAACCCAUGUGGAUGAGAGCAUGUCUCCUCAUUUCUAUUCACGCUUAGAAAUGCUCAUGCUUGUCAUUUGCUCAGAAAUUCUGAGCAAAUGUUCAUUUGCUAUAUGUUCAUUUGCUAUAUAGACAAGAAGGUCUUUUGGGAGACAUGCUUUAGAACAUUAAAAUUCCAAAAGUUUUUCAUGGUAUUAGAAAUGGUUUUAAUUUCCUUCCCAAAUGGCCUCUUUGAGUAAGACCAGCUAUGAAAGAAAGUGUCCUCUCCGGUUGUAAUGUGUCCAGUUAGAGUUGUCUGGUCCACGGGAGUGGGAACCCUGUUCCUCCUGUUCACUGACCUCUCCCUAGUGCCUGGGUCCCGCACAAGAUAAGUGCUUGCUUACUGAAUGUAUUAAUAGAUGAACCCACAAACAUCUUUGCCUUAAGGUGAAGAAUUUUUAAAGCUUUAUUUACAAUAGAACGAACGUAUUAUAGACAAGAGCCUCUUUCAGAAGGGGAGAAUGUGCUGGGUCUGUCUCAGAACAGUAAUUGACAAGUAAGUAAGUCAGUCCGUCAGUCUUGUCAAUUGCCUUAAGGAAGAAGAAUGUCUAGUUUCCAGAUGAUCUCCACUGCUGUUUGUUGCUUCUCUCCCUGCUGCACUCUAAGUAUUUGAGGACACCUGCACGGAGUUCUAACUUACUAGUAAUAGAUCUUCAGGCCUCAGAUUGUUAAAACGUCAAGCCCUGGGCUAGAGUCUGAACUGUGUUCAGCAUCAGACAGACAAUCAUGCUGGGUAAUGUCUUGAGAAGGAAAGCAUUUCACAGAGGAAGAAGUGAACCUCCCUGAUGGUUCCAUUUGAGGUGGUUUUGGCCAGCAUCACUCUGGCUUCACCUUGGUUGAGCAAUCCUGGAGUCCACUGACCCAUGGCCUUCAAAUUAGACCAAUUUUAUAAUCAAAGCAGAGAAUAGGGCACAACCUGUUUUCAACAGAUGCAGAAAAUUGGAUUGUAAAUCCUUUUUUGGUAUUAUUCAAUACUAACAAGGCAUAAAGGAGCACCAUUUAUGGAAAAUGACACACCCUAGCUGGUUAGGGGUCAGUCUUCGUAAGGCCAAUUAACCACCACAAUUAGAGACUUUUAAGUUAUUAAAAAACCCAUGGGGACUCCUGGGUGGCUCAGU